AUGACGAAGAGGUCAGCUGAAACAGGAGGCAAGCGUGGAAAGCAAGCCAAGAAGUUUGUCGAACAGCAGAACACUGCUAUUGAGCUAGCGUUAUCUGUCGCCAGUGUGCAAGAGAGCAAAGCUCAAGAGAAAGUAGAGAAACGACGGCAGAGUUUGUCAGCGGCGAAAUCGAAAGAGGAUCACAAAAAGAACUCUAGUAAAUCGAGUAGUAAAGACAAGCUAAAGGAGAAAAAAGCUGUAAUCGCCGCUCAGAAGGCACAGUCGAAAAAGCAGAAGGCCAAGGCUCGCAAGGAAACGAAAGGGCAUGGCGCAGGAGGUCACGGCGGUAUGGAGAAGGGGAUGGAUGUCACAACGCGUCAGAAGGAUACGCUUCCGGUCAGGAAACGAGUUUCUUUUGCUUGAUACGCUCUAUCCGGGUAUCUGCACUGUGAUGUUUCUUUCGUCAGAUGCACUGCUUCUGGAAGUAGUCACACGGUAUCUGGUAUGGGACUCGGAUGGGAACAUCGCAGGUCCUGCAAUGCCUGUGCCCCCUUUUGAUUGCGAG
Molecule: messenger RNA, 544 nt
Organism: Gloeophyllum trabeum ATCC 11539
Lineage: Eukaryota; Fungi; Basidiomycota; Agaricomycetes; Gloeophyllales; Gloeophyllaceae
Exons: 4
Coding region: 1-402 (133 amino acids)
Source: RefSeq, a predicted model, not a curated record